This is a messenger RNA of Helianthus annuus (common sunflower), 1541 nucleotides long. RefSeq names its product cysteine proteinase 15A. NCBI's taxonomy places the organism in Eukaryota, Viridiplantae, Streptophyta, Magnoliopsida, Asterales, Asteraceae. Gene Ontology annotation, molecular function: cysteine-type endopeptidase activity. Bases 210 to 1292 code for a protein of 360 amino acids. The record is from RefSeq and is a predicted model, not a curated record. Gene Ontology annotation, cellular component: lysosome. The transcript has 4 exons.
AACAAGUAACAAUGUAAAACAAUCAUGGACCCAAACAUAACCCUUGUUUCCCAAUCCUACACGCCAUUAUCCAGAUUCAGAUAUUUUCGAAAAAAAACACCACGUGGCAUAAUCUCAACGGUUCAAUCAUCACCUACCAUCUUCACACAACCACUAUAACUAACCACACAAACCACCAUAACCCAAAAUAUCUCCACCAUCUGACCACCAUGAAACACCACUCCUUCAUCUCCCUCCUCCUCCUCUUCGCCGCCGUCACCGCCAUCGCCGGCGACGACCCAUUAAUCCGUCAAGUAAUCCCGGAAGAAGAACAGGCCGCCGUACCUCUAUCAAACGUUGAACAUCAUUUCAAUCAGUUCAAAACAAAAUUUGGAAGAACAUAUGCUACUGAAGAGGAGCAUGAUUACCGUAUGAAGGUGUUCAAGGCUAACUUACGCCGAGCUGAGCGUCACCAGGUGCUUGAUCCGACGGCUCAGCAUGGUGUGACGAAGUUUUCUGAUUUGACUCCGGCUGAGUUCCGGAAGAAGUAUCUUGGGUUGAAGAAGUCUUUGAAGCUUCCGGCGGAUGCUAAUAAAGCUCCGGUGCUUCCCACUAAUGGUCUGCCUGAAGAGUUUGACUGGCGUGAGAAAGGGGCCGUUACUCCUGUUAAAAAUCAGGGUUCAUGUGGAUCAUGUUGGUCGUUUAGUACAACCGGAGCUCUGGAAGGAUCUCACUUCCUUCAAACUGGAGAGCUGGUUAGCCUCAGUGAACAGCAGCUUGUGGACUGUGAUCAUGAGUGUGAUCCUGCUGAAUACAAUUCAUGCGACUCAGGCUGCAACGGCGGACUCAUGAACAAUGCGUUCGAGUACAUUCUCAAGGCGGGUGGUCUUCAGAAAGAGGAAGAUUAUCCUUACACUGGAAUAGAUGGUACCUGUCAUUUCGACAAGUCCAAAAUCGCUGCAUCUGUGUCCAACUUUAGCGUCAUUUCCGCAGACGAAGACCAAAUUGCCGCAAAUCUUGUCAAAUACGGCCCUCUUGCAAUUGGGAUCAAUGCAGCUUGGAUGCAAACGUACAUCGGUCAAGUUUCAUGUCCAUAUAUUUGCUCAAAGCAAAAUUUGGAUCAUGCUGUGCUUCUUGUUGGGUAUGCAGCUGCUGGGUAUGCUCCUUUGAGGUUCAAGGACAAGCCAUACUGGAUCGUUAAGAACUCGUGGGGAGCAGACUGGGGUGAAGAUGGAUACUACAAGGUUUGCAGUGGUUACAAUGCUUGUGGGAUGAAUAACAUGGUGUCUGCCGUGGUUGCUACAAACGCUUGAAGUUGUAUAAUUCUAAAGCGAACUCUCCCAUUUGUACAUAUCACGUAUGUAUUGGUAACGAUGUAUUUGUUAUCAAAACCGUCGAAUCUAGAUGUAUGUUUGCGUGGAGUUAAUGUCAUGAAAUAUCAUCGUGUCGGGGCUUGAGUACUUCUCAUGAUCUAGAUGGUGGUCAUAUGUAGUUUAUGUUUUCUUAUUAUCAAUCAAACAAUUAUGAAUAUUACUUAGUAAUAAAAACAUUGGUUUGUAUAA